Molecule: messenger RNA, 624 nt
Organism: Aspergillus vadensis CBS 113365
Lineage: Eukaryota; Fungi; Ascomycota; Eurotiomycetes; Eurotiales; Aspergillaceae
Product: carbonic anhydrase
Exons: 2
Coding region: 1-624 (207 amino acids)
Biological process (GO): cellular response to carbon dioxide; carbon utilization; cellular response to oxidative stress
Cellular component (GO): cytoplasm
Molecular function (GO): carbonate dehydratase activity; zinc ion binding
Source: RefSeq, a predicted model, not a curated record
AUGGCCGUCACAGAUACAUACACCAAAGCCCUAACCCUCAACCACCUCUGGGCCGCGAAAACCACCCUCCAAAACCCCUCUCUCUUCCCUACGCUCGCGCGGGCCCAACACCCCCAAAUCCUCUGGAUAGGAUGUUCCGAUUCGCGGUGUCCGGAAACCACUCUCCUCGAUCUGAACCCAGGCGACGUCUUCGUGCAUCGCAAUAUCGCCAACGUGGUGCAUGCCGGGGAUGUCAAUUGCGCUGCGGUGGUGGAGUAUGCGGUGUGUCAUUUACGGGUGAAGCAUGUUGUUGUUUGUGGACAUACGUGUUGUGGGGGGGUCGGGGCUGUGUUAGCUGCCCCGAAGGGAGAAGGGAAUGGGAAUGGGGAUGGGGAGAAGAGUGUGUUGGACGCGUGGUUGAGGCCGGUGAAAAGGGUUAGGGAUAGAUAUGCGAGUGAGUUGGGGGGAAUACAUGGGGAGUAUGAGAGGGGGGUCAGAUUGGUGGAGUUGAAUGUGUUGGAGGGGGUGAGGGUGCUGAAGGGGAUGGGGGUUGUGAGGGAGGCGGUGGAGAGGGGGGAAGUGCAGGUUCAUGGGGUGGUUUAUGAUGUGGGUUGUGGGACGGUGAGGGAAUUGGAGGUGGAAUAG